AUGGCAAGCCUUGCCAAGCUGCGUGGAAAGAAUCUUGGCCGCGUCAUUGGCGUUAUUGGUGCCGUCGGCUUCAUUUUACAGGGCUACGACCAAGCGGUAGCCAACGGACUACUUACUUUGGCUUCAUUUAUUGCCGUCUUUCCACAAAUCGAUACUCUGAAUACUUCUGGUGCUCAAAAAUCACACAACUCCACUAUUCAAGGCACCACGGUCGCGAUUUAUGAAGUUGGAUGUGCCCUCGGUGCAUUUUCAUGUGGUUUUCUGGGUGAUCGACUCGGUCGCAGAAAGACUAUCUUCUUAGCAGGAUGCAUCGCUCUAGUUGGAAUUAUCAUCCAAGCUACGCCUUUCUCUCUGGCCCAGCUGAUUGUGGGUAGAGUCAUCACCGGUUUGGGUGUUGGUGGCUUCACAGCGACAAUUCCCAUGUACGUCUCCGAAUCCUCCGAUGCCGAAGCCCGUGGACGUAUGGUUUUGUUGCAAGGCUGGUUUGCCAUUGGUGGUGUUGCUUUUGCAACAUGGUUGGAGUUUGGUCUAUACUACGCGGGCAGCAACUCCGCCAGCUGGCGAUUCCCGAUCGCCUUCCAGGCUAUCUUUGCCAUUUUCGUCGUUUCCUGCAUCCUCUUCAUGCCCGAGUCUCCUCGUUGGCUCGCCAAAGUAGGCAGAAUUGAAGAAGCUGCAGAGGUGCUGGCACGUCUGGAGGAUGUUUCCGUUGACUCGGAGCAUGUUGCCCAAGAGCUGGAGAUCAUCCGGCAAUCACUUCUGGAGAACGAACAAAAUGAGGGCUCAACCUCUUCUUCUCCUUUCGCUCGUACCAAGAACCGCCAUCUCCACCGCACAGUGCUUGCCAUCGGCGUCAACGUCCUGGCCCAGAUGACCGGUGUCAACAUUAUUACUUUCUACUCCGAUACGAUUUUGGAAACGAACCUGGGCUACUCAGGAACCACCGCCCGUAUUGUUUCAGGCUGUCUACAGAUCUGGCAAUUUUUCGCUGCUGGUCUAGCUGUUCUCCUUAUCGAUCGCUUCGGUCGGCGCCCACUUCUUAUUGCCGCCGCCGUCGGUAUGACAAUCGCGCAAACCUGCUUAGCAGGUCUAUCUAGCGACCUCACAAACACAGCUGCAGCAAGUGCCUCGAUCGCAUUCUACUUUGUCGCGCUCUUCUGUUUCCCGAUCGGACUUUUCCUCGUGCCUUUCAUGUACGCAGCCGAGAUCGCGCCAUUGCGUACUCGUGCCAAGGUCACUGCCAUGUCCGCGGCUGCGAACUGGAUCUUCAGCUUUGUUCUGGCCGAGGUGUCGCCGACUGGAUUUGCGACUAUCGGAUACAGGUACUACAUUGUGUACGCUUGCAUCAGUGCGUCCGCCCUUGUAUUCUUUUACUUCCUCUGCCCCGAGACGAAAGGACGGACUCUGGAAGAGAUUGAUGAGAUCUUUGUCAACUCCAACUCCUUCUUCGAUACCGUCGCUGUCGCAAGGGAUAUGCCAUAUCAAACCGAGCUCCUUGCCCAUGCCGAAGAUACGGAGAAAAUGGGCAUGCAAGCUGAGCGGAUCGAGAACGUCGCCUUGGAGAAGUCUUGA
Messenger RNA from Penicillium verhagenii, 1569 nucleotides. RefSeq names its product sugar porter family MFS transporter. The transcript has 3 exons. The record is from RefSeq and is a predicted model, not a curated record. Gene Ontology annotation, cellular component: membrane. The coding region runs from base 1 to 1569 and encodes 522 amino acids. Lineage: Eukaryota; Fungi; Ascomycota; Eurotiomycetes; Eurotiales; Aspergillaceae. Gene Ontology annotation, biological process: carbohydrate transport; transmembrane transport. Gene Ontology annotation, molecular function: carbohydrate:proton symporter activity.